Phytophthora nicotianae INRA-310 is the source of this 3114-nucleotide messenger RNA. RefSeq lists its product as hypothetical. NCBI's taxonomy places the organism in Eukaryota, Oomycota, Peronosporomycetes, Peronosporales, Peronosporaceae. The record is from RefSeq and is a predicted model, not a curated record. The transcript has 3 exons. The coding region runs from base 1 to 3114 and encodes 1037 amino acids.
AUGCACGGGAACGAAGCAGGUUUUUCCAAUCGGGCACAGAUCAACGAAAGCUACCUACAACCGCGGAAACGUGAACCGGUAGAGUCGGUAUUCAGGACUGAGCACGUUCAGCGUUUGAGAAACGUCGAGAAGUGGAAUUCUAAAUGUGUGGAUGAAGCGGGGGAUUUUGAACAACAAGCCUCCCAUUUUGAGUAUGAGUUCUCGAAGGCGCUACAGUCCACCGACCAUCUUGGUGUCCCUAAUCUGCUGCGUACCGCAAUUUGCUUCGAUGUGCUAACAAAAAUCAGCAGUAAAUUCCCAAGAUUCCAGAACCUCACCCGUGUGACGCGGGCCGAGUUGGGACGAUCUGCUUUUAUGAAUGACUCGUCCCAGAUGUCAGCGGUGACAAGCUACCCCAUUGACAACGGAAAUACUGGAGGUUUUGCCGCUGAGGUAUUGAAGGAAUCGCUUGCCCGACGAGCGUACUUUACGGAGUUGAAGGAAGUACUGUUAGAGAAGAGAUCACUGGAGCUUCGCUUAUCUCGCCUCGAUUCCCUUCAUCAAUUCAUGCUGAAGAGGUUACGCAACAAUGAACUCAUGGUUGAUCGUCUUGCGAGUCGGUGGGGUCGGCUGGUGAUGCGCCAGACGCUUGCAGAUUGGAAAAAGAUCAUCAUCCGUAAGAAGUAUACGCGUGUUUUACUCGACAAAACUCGCUCGCGCUGGACGAAGCAGCAUCUCAUGCGACUAUUCCGUCGAUGGAACGACUACGCGGUCGCUGAAAAAGCGCGUAAAUCUAACGAGCAGAUCCAGCUUUACCGCGACAGUAAACAUGAUUUCCAAGAACUCAUCGGACGAUUACAAGCCCAGGUUGAAGGUGCCAAAGUGGAGACGAAGGCUCACCGGGAGCAUCUCGACUUGGCUAAGCGACAUACACUAUCACUGGAAGAGCUUCUAGCCCAACUUGAAUUACGAAUUCGACAAAGUCAAGAGAGAAAACUGCAGAGCAUUUCAAACCAAUGGGGCAAGUUAUGCUUUGCCUUCGUCGAUUGUGAAUGCGACUACCUACAGAACAUGCUGGACGCUGUAUCGGCAGAAGAAUACGUUGAUGUCAGUGUAUUACUGAUGAAAGGUGAGGAUGACUCCGAUCUCCUUGCUCUUUCUUCAGAGUUAUUGGUACUUCGAUGGAUCAACUUUCAACUGGAGCAGUGUGGGGGACCAUUUCAUCACUUGUUUUCGUCCAAUUCUGACUUGGUCCAGAACUUUUCAUCCGAUAUGCAUGGCUACUAUGCACUACGCCAUAUUUUACAUCGCGUGUUGACAGUGAAGAGACGACGCCAGCCUGCAAAACAAACUAGAAUGAAGAGCACGUUCUCUCUCUUGUCUCGUGUUGUAGUUGAUAACAUGUCCACAAAACAAACACCGUUUCCUACUCGGGAGGAGCUCCGAACUGUAUUAGCAAGACAGCUGGAUCCAGCGUGUCCGGAAUUCGUGUGUGAUCACGUCCUCAGCAACGAAUUGGCAAGUGAUUUUAUAUUUUGCUUGUUUGGAUUCUUGGUAUGUGAACAUCCAAGUCUCGUCACUCAGACUGCAGCUGGACACUCAACUAGUUCAGCGAGUCCAUAUCCGUGGUACGAAGCCCAAAUUGCUCUGAACGACGCGCGAUCAGUCUGGGACUCUGUUAGAGUUCAAUGGAGAGAGCUUCACACUCCAUUUGACGUCCUGGAGGCUGCCAGUGCACCACCAGAAAUGUCCACGUCUCCACAAUUACUGGCAAAGGCAAACAUCGCUCUACAGAAUGCUGUCAACACAGUACAAUAUGCGUGCUCGAAACGUAGUAGUGUUAUGAGAGUUUGGGGUUGUUUACAGCGACGGAUUCAACAAGAUGCACUUCGACUGCUUGCGCGCAGAGGACGAGAACAGACUCCAUUCCAACUGGUUGACCGACGUGUUUGGCGCAACAAGUAUAUGCUGACUACGCUCCAUAUCUCCAAGCUAGUGCAAAUGUUUCUGGAUCAAAGUGAUAACAAGCGGAGUAGCGAAGAGCUAACGGAGGAGUUACAGCUCAUCCAAGAAAUUCUUGGAGAGCAUUAUGAACGUUUGCUCCAGAUAUACCGCUUUUACGCCAACGUCGACUUCAGUCGUACUUCAUGUGCGGAUUCUGAAGAAAAUCAGCCACGCAGUGGAGGAAAUGCAGUCGAUGAAGCGCGCUUCUUCCACAAAAUCUCCGCCAGUAUGUCUUUGGGAGAGUUUUAUUUUUUUCUCAAAGAAUGUCAAGUUUUUGGCAAGACUCGAUCAUUCCCAUACGACUUUGUCCAGAGCGUAUUUGAAAAAGUGAGUCCUGACGUUGCAGCCUCGACGGAUACUGCCGGCUUAACUCUGCCACUUACACACACUCUAUCCGCACCUAUAAAAGAUCUCAGUAGUGUGAAAGGGAGGGAGAUGACAUCUGCAGAGUUCGUCGAGGCUCUGACUCAUAUCAUUUGGAGUGAUCGUGUGCAUUGGAAAGGAGAAAAUGUUGGACCAACUACAGCUCUAUCGCUACGCUUCCGAAGAUUUCUCGAAGAAAUUGUCUUCCCAAACGCAAUGCGCCCGGACGAAGAGAAAACCAAUGUGUUUCGACCUCAGCUUCUCACGUUUGAGUGUCGAGAAGUCUUCACUACGCAUCACAAAAAGAUUCGCUCAAUGUAUUUGCACUUUGUUGCGAGUGAAGUGAAAACCGAGAGACGCUUUGCUAAUCAGGACAGUGCGGGGUUGCGAGGAUCCUCGAAGAUGCUGUCAGCCAACGGAUUUGUCAACUGCUGCCAGUACUUCGACCUCUUCCGUGACAAUCUGCUGCAUUUUGACGACAUUCAGCACAUCUUAGCAGAAACGCUGCAGCUUGAGCGUGAAAGCGUUCAUUUUGACUUGGCUGGCGCAACUACUGAUUCCGAAACAAGACCCGCCGAGCCAGAGCACAAAGCGAAGAUCGACCAUCCUGAAGGGAAUGUGUUACUGACGCUGACUGAAUUUCUUGAGGCUCUUGCUGCGGUUGCGUGUUAUUUGAAUCCCGACGCAUUUGUGCCACUUGCUUUAAAACUUGACGCAUUCUUCAGUGAACGUCUCGAAUCAAGCGCUAUCACAUCUUCUGGAUUGUAA